Kickxella alabastrina is the source of this 1038-nucleotide messenger RNA. RefSeq names its product Pex12 amino terminal region-domain-containing protein. The record is from RefSeq and is a predicted model, not a curated record. The transcript has a single exon. Gene Ontology annotation, biological process: protein import into peroxisome matrix. Lineage: Eukaryota; Fungi; Kickxellomycota; Kickxellomycetes; Kickxellales; Kickxellaceae. Gene Ontology annotation, molecular function: zinc ion binding. Gene Ontology annotation, cellular component: peroxisomal membrane. Bases 1 to 1038 code for a protein of 345 amino acids.
AUGCUGCCGCAAGAAGCGCCACAGCAGCCAUGGAGGCAGUCGUGGCUUGAGGCCGAUGCGCGGCUCCGGAGCAGCACCUCUGCAAUGGUGACACACACAGUGGUAUCGCGCAACGCGCGAGUGAACAAGCUGGACGCUGACCUUCUGGAUGACGAGCUCGCUGAUAUGCUGCGCGAGCCCGUGUCCAAGGCCAUGUCGCUGCUACGGCCAGGGCUCGUGGAGACUUACAGGCUAGAGGUGGAUACGGCAAUCCGGGCGCUACUCUUCUGGCUCUCUGUGGGGUCGCACCGGCGGGCAACCUACGGCCAAGCCCUGCAGAACCUGACAUACGCGGGUGCCAAAAAGCUGUCCUGGCGGAUCCACGCAUUCGGACUGGCGUCCAUUGGCGGCGGCUACGCGUGGGCGCGCGCAAUGCAACAUAUGUCUCGCUGUGGAUGGGCCAGUGCUCCAUGGCAGAGCUUGCGCAAUAGGAUUUGGCGGAUGGCUGGUUGGCUGGAGCGCGCUUCCAAGGUGGCGGCGCUGGCAAACCUGCUGGCGUUUUUUGCUGCCGGACAGUACAAGAGUGUCUUGGAGCGGGUGCUGGGCCUGCGGCUUGUUAGUGCGCGGCCGCAGAUGGCGCAAUCAGUGUCGUUUGAGUUUCUUAACCGGCAGCUUGUGUGGCAUGCAUUCACCGAGUUUGUCAUGUUUGCACUGCCCCUGCUGAAACCCGCCAGAGCGCGCGCCUGGGCGGUGCGCAACGUGCGCGCUGUUCUGCGGCUCCCGCCGGCUGCUAUUGACCCAGUGAUCGAGAAGCUGCCCGAGAGCGUCUGUGCCAUUUGCUUCUCGACGGCUACCGCCGAUUCCAGCGUGCCGGUGGAGCCGUCAUCGUGCCUUGUUUCAAACCCCUACAUUGCCGACUGCGGACACAGUUACUGCUACGUGUGCAUCAAGACGCGGCUGAUGGUUGAGGGCAGCGAGUGCUCGUGUCUGCGGUGCGGACAUAAAGUCGAAAGCAUUUGCCAGCAUGCUGAGAUACGAAACGCGAGUGAUGAUAUUUGA